Messenger RNA from Eriocheir sinensis (Chinese mitten crab), 972 nucleotides. RefSeq lists its product as uncharacterized. Gene Ontology annotation, cellular component: nucleus. Lineage: Eukaryota; Metazoa; Arthropoda; Malacostraca; Decapoda; Varunidae. The record is from RefSeq and is a predicted model, not a curated record. Gene Ontology annotation, biological process: double-strand break repair via homologous recombination; regulation of DNA-templated transcription.
GUGGGGCAGCAGGCAGUUUAAAUCCACUCGACAAACCAAGUGGGAGCGCUCCAUGAGAGGCCCAUUACUGUGGCGAUCAGAGUAUGCUCGCUCAGUAACUCCUUUGUGCCUCACCAACCUAGGAGAGCUGAGACCCCUGUGGCAGGAGGUGGAUGUGACUGGCGUGGUGUUGAGAGUUGGGAAGCCCAACACUAAGUUUCAGGCGGUACACCUCGUAGAUCACCAUCUCAAUAUUCUGGCAGUCCAUUUCUGGGGUGGUUUAAAGAGCUGUGGUUAUGCAGACACUGUUGUUGAAGGAGCUCUGGUGUGCCUCAUGAACUGUAGCUGGAGAGGACACAAGGGCAGCAGCAUUGGUUGCAUACACUUCACAGAGUUUAGCAUUGCCACCUGCUCUCCUUCCAGAUCUCAUCUUGUUGAAGCAUCUGAUCAUCUUCGCAGCAGCAUCAAGGACAUCCAGAAGCUGCUAAGUGAAGCAAGCAGGAUGUUGGAUGAGCAACUUGAUAGUCUGGGUUUCCCUGACAAAGGUUUGCACUUGGACAAAAACCCUGGAAAAUGCAAACUAGAUGGUAACAUGGAGGACAGUCCACCCGUGGCUGCUGGAGAGAACACAGCCAGCAGCUCCAAGCUGAACAGAAAGGAGCAGCAAGCCGCUGAGGUGCAGAGAAAGUUGAAAAUAUUGGGUCAGUAUGGAGCAGCGGGAUACCCGCCAGGGUUCCUUUCUCCUGCCUCCCUGCGAAGCCACAAGCCCUUUCAGACACCCGUCAGGAAGCCUCUGAAUAAUUAAAAACUUGAAGCACAGAAAGUUAGUGCCUCUCCAAAAGGGUUUUCAUUGUUUUUUUGUUCUAGUCAGAGGUAUAAGAUGGCUUAAUAGUUUUAGAUAGCAUUUAGCAGGAAUAAAUAAAGGUUUUGGAAUGAUUGUAUUUGUUAUCAGAGAGGAAUCAUUAGUUUCAGAUCAAUAAAAAAAUACAGGCA